This is a messenger RNA of Thlaspi arvense, 4381 nucleotides long. Lineage: Eukaryota; Viridiplantae; Streptophyta; Magnoliopsida; Brassicales; Brassicaceae. The record is from the annotation of a GenBank genome assembly.
UUUUAGAAAAUAAUUAGUCUGAAAAUGGGUCCCAACCCUAAGAAAUAGUCAAUGUCAUUCACACCGUUUAAUUUAUAUCCCUACACGCUAUUCAGAUUUCCUCGUAAACUUUUUAUCUUGUCUCUUUGCAUAUUUUCAACAAUGGCCAAGCUCACCGUUACAGUUACUGUCAUUGUCAUCGUACUCUUGUUCACGUUGUCGUUGGCUCUCUCCGUCGUUUCCUCCAAAACGGAAAAUGAAAUCACUGCCGAUAACCUUAACACUUUAUCAGCCGAACCAGACCCAGACACCACAAACCCAUCCAUUCCCGGAUCCGGGUCAGGACCCGAAUUAACUUCUUCCGAUGAGGUCACUGUGCCGGUGAAUUUCGUGAAUUUUCAUCCGAUCAAUCGUCAUUUCCCUAGACGUCCGUUGAUGACAGUUACUUUCAACCGCCGUCCGUGCCACCAUCGUCGGCACGAGCUGUUUGGACGAGCCCUCCAGAUCCCUUACGGCAACGACAUGAACUUCUCCGGCGAAGAAAAGGCGACAGAUACAGAUCCUUUGUCAGACGAUGUCGUCGUGGAUAUCCCGGAGAUCAAGAUGUUAGUCGGCCCCUUGCCAUCGGAGGAGAUAGAACACCAUCCCGGCGAGGAGGAUGGCUCCAUGAAGAUUACGGUGAAUUUGAUUAAGCUCAAAGGAGAAGAUGAAAGGGAGAAUAUGUUUACGCGGAAGAUUCGCAAGUUUCUGAACCGUUUGGUCUGAAGAAGAUGAACAAGACUCUAGUUUGUGUUAGAAUCUAAUAAGAUACAAUAAAAUAAAGCCUUCUUCUUUUCCAUGGCUCUUAUAGUAAAACAAUGAAGAUGAGAUUGUCUAUAUAAUAAAAUUCAGUAGAAUUUGUAGAAGCUUAAUUCUAUAAUUUGAUUAUAUUAGAUUGAUUGCAGAAAUAUGAAGAUGGCAAAAGGGUAUACAAUAACUUACACUACACAACAUGAGUAUUAUGACGCUUGGUUAUCGCAGGAACCGCCUUGUUGUGCCGUUGAUGUCAGCUCGGGGCAAGCCGCGGGGUUGACUUUCUCGGCGGCUCCAACGACAUCUGAGCAUUUCCAUAUCGGAGAACCUUUCGUUCCGGUGAGUGUAACAUUGGAGAGGCAGAGAUUGGUGAAAGGUGAAUCUUUCAGUCCCUGGACCAUGCCAGCUCGCUCGACCUUGAUGCCCCAGACGUUCUUGAUCGUUAUGCCUCUUACGACGGGAAGAGCGGAUGUGUUGAAAUGAUCAUCCGGGUGAUCUCCGGUGUCGCCAGAGAUCUUAAUCCCGGUCCGGACUUUUUCCAAGUGAACACCUGAGAUUGUGAUCCCCUGGAUGCUUCCUCCUCGGCCAAUGUUGGUCUUGAUGUGGACGCCGAUCCCGGAACUGUACAAAGUGAUGUCUUCGACCGUGACAUUCUGGAUCCCGCCAGAGGUUUCGCUUCCUAUGGCAAUUCCGGCAAACGGGGAAGAUCCGGUGAUGCGGCGGAUGGUGAUGUCACGGCUUGGACGGUUGUACGCAAUGCCAUACUCGUCCCAGCCGCUCUUCACCGCAACAAGGUCGUCGCCAGUGGAUAUGUAGGAGUCUUCUAUACAGACGUUAGAGCUUGAAUCUGUGGAUCGAUUCCAUCGGUGUUUGGGGAAUCAGUUGGAGCGAGGAUGGUAACGUGAUGGACUACAACAUCACUGCAGUAAACGGGGUGAAGUGUCCAGAAAGGGGAGUUCUGAAGAAGAACGUGAGAGAUGAGGAUGUUGCUUGAGUUUUUGAACUCGACGAGGCCAGGUCUUGUAAACUUUAGAGUUCCCUGUCUCCACAUGUUCCACCAAGCUUCUCCUGCACCAUCAAUCGUCCCGUUUCUGCCUGUAAUAACAACGUCACUAAGUCCGUCUCCAUGGAUAAAGCUGAUAUAUCUUCGUCCGGGGCGUUCGCGUCCUCUGCCAUAAGACGGCAAAGGGUCGAUCAAGGGCCAUUUCUCCGUAUACUGAACGGCUUUGAUAACGGCGCCCUCGGCGAGGUAUAGAGUCAUGUGGCUCGUGAGGUUGAAGCUCUCAGUCAGAUACACACCGCGAGGCACGUAGAGAAGCGUUCCAUCGCUAGUAUUGGCGUUCCGAAUCCGAUCGAUCGCCGCGUUAAAGGCAUUGGUGUUCAAGGUCGCGCCGUCACCGACAGCGCCAAAGUCCGAAAUCGAGAGCAUCUUGCUCCUGUGCUUCAUCGGAACUAUCCCGGAGCACGUGAUCGGAUCUCCGAGCGAUAGACGGGGAGGGAAGACAGCGGAGAGGAAGAGCAGCACGAAAGCAGAGAUUGGAGCUCGAGAAAUCCUCAUUGCUGGUUCUACGUGAAGCUUGUGUACAGUGAAGAACAGAGUAAAUCGGAGAGGAAAUUUGAUUUAUCAUUCGGUGGAUCUUAGACAAAGGCAAAACUCCGAGAAAUCUAUCUGUCACUGUGAGAGAGUAAAUGCUAAACAAGAACGCCAAGGAAGAAAGCCAAAAAAGCAGAGGGGACAGCUAAUUUACGCUUUAAAGCAAUAACGGGCCUAAAUUAGUAAGCCCAUUAACUAUAACGGGUUGGCCCAUUGUUUCACCUUCUCCCGCCAAGUUUACCCUAAUUGUUUUCCUCUUUCCCGCUAUUUGCCCCAAAUGCCCAAAAUAAUUUCUCUACUCGACAUUCUUCUCCGCUAAGCUCCAUCGCCUUCAAAAAUCAUAGUAAAGAAACGUUUGUGUUUAGCGAGGAAAGAUGACGAGAGAGGAGACUGAAAACAGAGGAGAGGAUAUGGUGAUCGAUGUGCCACAAACCACCAACCCAAAAACUAAAAUCGAAAAUCCCGACGAAUUCAAUGUUCAUUACCUCCGCAUUUACUACGGAAAUAUGUUUCCUUACACUGAUAUUCACAAAUGGCUUUCAUACGGACACGAUGGGAAACAUCCUGGUUGCGAUGAGUACUACUUUGGCCGAAGGGAAUUCUCAUUUACGCUUGAGAACGAUGUUUAUUUGCGGUAUAAGUCCUUCAAGAACGCUUCAGCUAUGGAAGACGCUAUCAAAGGGAGUUUCCCUUACAAGAUUGAUAUCGGCGCUGUGUAUAGCGUAGAUCCGGAUAAGAGGCAUGCCUAUGCACAAACUGGUACCAAUGUGUUCACUCCAGUGGAGAGGGAGUUGGUCUUUGAUAUUGAUAUAACUGAUUAUGACGACGUUAGAUACUGUUGCUCGGGAGCUGAUGUUUGCUCCAGGUGUUGGCCUUUAAUGACCGUUGCUAUCAAAGUCAUUGAUACUUCCUUAAGAGAGGAUUUUGGUUUCAAACACAUCCUCUGGGUCUUCAGUGGGCGUCGUGGAGUUCACUGUUGGGUUUGUGAUGCCAAAGCUCGAAGGUUGACUAAUGAACAAAGAUCAGCAGUUGCUGAAUACUUCCGUGUUUAUAAGGGUAAUGAAAACAAUGCAAGAAAAGUCGCUCUUAUGGGUCACUCUCUUCAUCCGUUCCUUGCGAGAUCGUAUGGGGAUUUUCUCCAGAAAUUCUUUGAGAGGGAUUUACAAGCAACUCAAAGUAUAUUCUCAAGCAAAGAAAAGUAUGAGAAGAUACUUGAGAUGAUUUCAGAUGAAGAUAUUCAGUCAGAGCUCAGAGAAAAGUGGGAGAAUUCGGCUAGAUCAUCUUUAUCAGAAGAAGACAUCAGCCGUACAAGGUGGGAGCAGCUUAAAAGCACGCUUCAGUCCAAGAAACAGAAGUCAGCUUUUAGCUUGAUGAACUUAAAAAUCCCUGUUCUGCUCAGUUUCAAUCUUGUAUCCAAUGUUCCAGGCUCCAACGCUGCGGAGGUCUCAAAACAAAUGAACCAUUUGCUUAAGGCACCCUUCUGCGUCCACCCAAAAACAGGUCGUGUCUGUGUUCCGAUCGACCCAAAUAACUGCGAUGAGUUUGAUCCACUGGCAGUUCCAACACUUCCACAGCUAAUAGAAGAAAUCAACUCAGGAGGCUCCAAAAUGGAUGUGGAUGAUGAUGUUUCAGAGAGAAAUUUACUUGGGAGAUCAAUCAAGUUCUUCAGAUCCUCAUUUCUAGAACCUUUACUAAAAUCCUGCAAGGAAGAAAUAGAGAGUUCAUACAACACCAAAAUUGAGAAGUCUAAAGAUUCUUUCAGCUGGUAACGAAGUUACUGAGCUUAGCUCAGUUUACAACCCGGUUACUUGGUCUCGGUUUCGAUUAUAGUUUUGGUUCAGUUUGUAAUGUAUGAUCUUCACUAAACUUUUGAAUCUAUCAGUCUGUAUCUUGUUGUGAUGUUUCCCAAGAAAAUUAUACUUUAUUAGCGAGUGAUUAACGAGCAAGACUUGUGAUUGAGUAUAUUUAUGUGUUUAUAAAUUACACAGAAGAUAUAAUCAUAGAUCGUUAAGGUAA